This is a messenger RNA of Gastrolobium bilobum, 1521 nucleotides long. RefSeq lists its product as uncharacterized. NCBI's taxonomy places the organism in Eukaryota, Viridiplantae, Streptophyta, Magnoliopsida, Fabales, Fabaceae. The record is from RefSeq and is a predicted model, not a curated record. The transcript has 3 exons. The coding region runs from base 1 to 1521 and encodes 506 amino acids.
AUGACAUCCAGCACAAGAACACUGGUGAAUGCUGCUGCAGGAGGCUCCCUAAAAAUAAAAACUCCUGAGGAAGCACUUGAACUGUUGGAAUCAUUAGCAUCUCAAGAAUUUGACAAUGCUCCAGCCCCAGUUGCACCAAGAAGAUCAGGAAUCAUAAAGCUUGAAGGAAGGAAUCAAUAUGGUAAUCAAGGGUGGAAGAAUAAUAAUCAACACCUUGGGUUGAGUUACAAGUCAAACUACCAGUUGAAUCCUCCUAUGCCAUUGCAACAACAACCUCAAGGCACCACAUCAGAGUGGGAGAAGGCUUUUGCGCAGCUGUCCAAGACCACAUCCGACUUCAUUCAAAAUGCAGAUUCCUUCAGAGAUGAAACAAGAGCUUCGUUUCGGAAUCAAGAAGCUUCGAUCCGAAACUUGGAGACUCAAAUUGGUCAGCUGUCAAGACAGUUCACUGAAAGAACUCAGGGUGCUUUGCCAAGCAACACAAUUGUCAAUCCAAGGGAGCAUUGCAAUGCUAUCACCACUAGGAGUGGGACAGUGAUUCAACCUGUGGAAAAGCCACCAGUUGAAAAGACGAAAGAAGCUGAACCUAAAGUUGAGAAAGAGAAUGAAGAAGAUGCAGUAGAAGCUGAAAAAUGCAUUCCAGAGAAGAAACUGUUCAAAUGGGAGAAAAAGAAAGCUUUGGACAGGAAACCAAAAGCGGCAGACUCGUCUCCAUAUGCAAAAGUUCCAUACCCUCGGCGGUUUAAACAAGAGGUCCAGAAACAACAAUACACCAAAUUUCUGGACAUCUUCAAGAAGCUGCAGAUCAACAUUCCUUUUGCCAAAGCUUUUGAGAAAGUGCCCAACUACGCAAGGUUCAUGAAGGAUCUAUUAUCAAGGAAGCGUAAGUUGCGGGAAUGUGAGACAAUAAAUCUGACGGAGGAAUGUAAUGCUAUCAGUAAAAAGAAGUUACCUACCAAAGUCAAGGAUCCAGGGAGCUUCAGCAUUCCAUGCAUUAUAGGAAAGAUGGAAGUAGACAAUAAGCUGGGGAUUACUGAAGUGAAGCCCACAAAUACGAUAGUGCAACUGGCUGACCGCUCUUCAAAGCAAGCUUAUAGCAUCAUUGAAGACAUAUUGGUUAAGGUAGACAAAUUCAUCAUUCCUGUCGAUUUUUUCAUCCUUGACAUUGAAGAAGAUGCCUGCAUACCUAUGAUUUUUGGAAGACCCUUCUUGGCAACUUCAGGAGCACUAAUUGAUGUGCUAAAAGGCGAGCUGAUAUUACGGGUAGACGGAGAGCAAGUAACUUUCAAGUUCUUUGACAAAGAAGUCCCCUUAUCUAUAGCUCAACCGGAAGAUCAAGUCUACUACAUUGGUGAAAAGAAAGGUGAAGAAGAACACAAUGAGGAGUCUUCUCGAGAAAGUAAGCCAAAAGUUAAGAUGGAGAAACCUAGUAGCGAAGGAAAACAUGUAAAAGUUAAGUUCAAAGUUCCUGAGACUACUUUACCUCAUCCAUAUACAGACGAGCACUAUGGGAAAACAUAA